CCAAGACCAACCGAGACCAUAAAGUAGUAUCGUCUCGGAAAGUAGUGCAGUUUGGUGGCAAAACGAGUACGAUUUUGAUAAAAAUUGUGCAUUCAAAAUGCCUACCACCCCCAAAUUUGACGAACCAUGGAUGGACGAACUCGAUGGACAUAACUGUGUGAGUAGAGCUAUUAGUUUUGGAGCAAGAGGGGCGUUUGUAGGGGGUAUUUAUGGUGCGGCCUGGUCUGCGCUGAGAAUCCCAGAUCCUCAUCCCACUCCACUUAUCCUGCAGUCUUUCAUUCUGAUGAAGAACAAUUCAAUCCUUGUUGGUGGUGCAGCAAGUUUGUUUGCAUUAACAACAUGCACAGCAGCAUCAAUGAGAGAUAAAGAUGACCAUAUUAAUUGGGCCUUGGGAGGUGCUGCAAGUGGAGUACUGAUUGGAUUUAGCAAGAGCAGUUGGGGGUUGGGGUGUGGUCUGGCGACAGCAUUUGCCGCUGCUGGUGCUUUAGCCAAGUACUCUGGUGUGUACAAACAUCCCCUGCGCACUGACAGAGUCUAUGUCUGAAGAAACCCCCAGUGGCUCAUAAGAUACAUUUCCUUGAAGUGACUACAAGUUUUGAAUGUUAUUUGUGAAUAUAGCUUCUUACAAUUGAUCUUAAAUAACAUCUAGCUGUUGAGAACAUAAACUUGCAGCUAAAAUUGGGUUUCACAUGCAGUCUACUGUGAGAACAUGAGGAACAAAAGUUGUUAAGUGGCAAAGUUUCCGAGGAAUAAAACACUAUUUUGUCUAUUUUAUGCA
This is a messenger RNA of Stylophora pistillata, 778 nucleotides long. RefSeq names its product NADH dehydrogenase [ubiquinone] 1 alpha subcomplex subunit 11. Gene Ontology annotation, biological process: mitochondrial electron transport, NADH to ubiquinone. Gene Ontology annotation, cellular component: mitochondrial inner membrane; respiratory chain complex I. Lineage: Eukaryota; Metazoa; Cnidaria; Anthozoa; Scleractinia; Pocilloporidae. The record is from RefSeq and is a predicted model, not a curated record.